Molecule: messenger RNA, 1455 nt
Organism: Priapulus caudatus
Lineage: Eukaryota; Metazoa; Priapulida; Priapulimorpha; Priapulimorphida; Priapulidae
Product: spidroin-2-like
Exons: 3
Source: RefSeq, a predicted model, not a curated record
UAUAGAGCCGUGUAAUGUAUGGAAGUGAAGAUAACAGUGUGGUGGUAUAGGGAGUAGGGGACAGAGUUUCCUUACAUUUGACUGCAAAAGGAAAUUGCACAUGUGUACAUCUAGAGCGUAAGAUCGUGCCACACGUGGAAUGAAUGCACGGCGUACCGUCCGGGAAGACGACGGACUACGGACGGGCAACAGACGACGUGCGAACACAGAUUUCGGAUGGCAAAAGGAGAUUUCGCUUCGAACAAGGAGAGUAAUGUGCGUUUCCAGCGUAAAGGCAAUGAAAGAAAAUCGACGACGUCCCUAAAAAAAUCCCCCGAUAGUGUGUACGCACCGUACGAGGGUUCCAACGGAGAUACACACGGCGACGAUAGUGUGCUAACUCGCAAGCCAAACGAGCUAAAGAGAAAACACAAUGUGACAAUGGAAACGGGAAUGCAAGAUGGAGGUGGCGCUGUACACAUGAACAACAUCGACCAAGGGAACUACAACCAGACGCAGAGGAUGAAUUCUGAGUAUCCCCCGGACGGGGUAAUGGGCGGACAGGAAUACGGAAAGAUGGGAGACGGAGGCAUGAAUCCUCCGUCGAGCGGAAUUAAUGCAUACAACGGCGGGUACAGUAGACCAUACUACGAGGGCAGCGGUAUGGUCAACGACGCCGCAAACUCUCAAGCGAACAGCAUGUACGGGCAGUACGGCCAGAGCCCUGUCGGCUACGGCAAGGGCAUGCAAGCGUCCCGUGGCAUGGGCGGCCCGAUGGGCAGCUACGCGUCGCCCGGGCAGCCCCGCAUGAUGUCCGGCGCGGCGAUAAGCCAGCAGGGCGGCCCGACCCCGACGCUCAACCAGCUUCUACAGUCGCCGAACCCGGCUACCCGCUACCAGAACUCCUACAACGACUACGGGGGCCGGCAGCUGGGGGCGCACGCGCAGGACAACGGCGGGAUGGGGUACAACGGUCCGAGCGGCCCGGCGGGACCGAACCAGUGGAGCCAGCGCGGUCCCUACCCGCCGCAGGGACCCAUGGGGAGGAUGCAUCCCUACCAGCAGGGCGGACCCAACAUGCCAGAUCCUAGUCAAGGCAGAGCGCCGUACAGUGGGCCCGGCGGUCAGGUCUACCCACAGCAGCACCAGCCGAGCCAAUACGUAGGCUACCCGGGUGCACAGCGCGCCUACAUGCAGCAGGGGGCACCACCGGUGAGGCCCAUGGGCAACCAGCAACCCUACCCACAACCGAAAUCGGCCUCUAAGAAAUCAUCAUCAAAACAGUCUAAGGCGUCUGUUACCCCCACCCAGGGGCCGCCCCACCACCAGGCGCCAGCACCGUACGACCAGCAGAGGGCGCCAGCGCACAUGGGCUACAACGCGUACAUGCAACAGCCAGGAGGCGGCGGAGGCGGGGGCGGAGGAGGUGCCGGCCCGCCCCCAACGUCGCAAGGAGGGGAAGGCCCACCACAACAG